This is a messenger RNA of Aspergillus puulaauensis, 1809 nucleotides long. RefSeq names its product putative flavin-containing amine oxidase. NCBI's taxonomy places the organism in Eukaryota, Fungi, Ascomycota, Eurotiomycetes, Eurotiales, Aspergillaceae. The coding region runs from base 1 to 1809 and encodes 602 amino acids. The record is from RefSeq and is a predicted model, not a curated record. The transcript is spliced from 2 exons. Gene Ontology annotation, molecular function: oxidoreductase activity.
AUGCCCAAAACAGUCGAAACAGUCGAUCUCUCACACACCGCAGGCCUCUACUACGGCCCUGCAACCAUCUCCAGCGGAAAAGUGCUGCACAUCUCCGGGCAGCCAGGGAGCACCAACUCCGGCCACGUCCCCGAGGACUACGAGUCCCAAAUCCACCUGUGCCUGUUCAACCUGCGAAAGCUGAUUAUCGCCGCGGGGGCCGACAUCAAAGACAUCGCAAAGCUCAACGUCUACAUCGUCAACUACGACGUAGCCAACCGCAAGCACGCCCGCCCCAUCCAGCGCUUCUUCGGCAAGCAUCGGCCAGCACAGACUCUCGUUCCUGUUCCUGCACUUGCUGUCCCGAGCUGGCUGAUUGAGAUUGAUGCCGUUAUUGCACUUCCUGAACAGCCUUCUAUCCCUCCUGCUCUCCCGGCCGCAACCGAGACAGCUGACGUUUUGAUCAUCGGCGCCGGUCUGGCAGGUCUCACGGCCGCGCAUGAAGUGCUUCGAGCCGGUCUCUCUUGUAUUGUCCUUGAAGCCCGAGACCGUGUCGGCGGCAAGACAUGGAGUCAGCCCACAGUCGAUGGAAACGGGGUAAUUGAUGUGGGCGCGGCCUGGAUCAACGAUACGAACCAGAGCAAGAUAUACGCAUUGGCGAAGCGGUACGGCGCAGAGCUCAUUGUGCAGAAUACGCAGGGAAAUGCGGUUAUCGAGGACUCUGAUGGAAAUGUCUCCCCGUUUGCGUAUGGGGAGUUGCCGAGCUUCGACGAAGCCACGAAGAAAAACGUCGCCGAGAUCAGAGACAUGUGUGAGGCAGACUGCCAGGCCCUGGAUACCUGGCGUCCCAAGGAUACCGGCCUGGACGCUCUAACAUUCGAGGCGUAUCUUCGCUCUCGCGGCGCAAGCAAGACAGCCCUGGCCACGGCGACGGUGUGGACGCGCGCAAUGCUCGGUCUUGAACCCAGCGAUGUCUCGGCACUUUACUUCCUCAACUACUGCAAAUCAGGCGGUGGUCUGCUUCAGAUGCGCUCUGACCGGAAGGACGGCGGACAGUAUCUGCGAAUCCGUGGGGGAACGCAGACCUUUGCCAAGGGCCUCGCUGGUUCUCUUCCUGAUAGUGUCGUUCGUCUUAACAGCCCUGUCCAAUCUAUAAUCCAGGAAAGCGGUCGGAGUAUCAAAAUCCAAGCAGCCGGCGUCGUCUACUCAGCCCAGAAGGUGAUAACCACGGUCCCCGGCCCGGUCCUGAAGAACAUCUCAUUCUAUCCACCCCUCCCACCCGUGAAACGCGCGUGGUCUGAAUCGCUGUACUACGGAUACUACACCAAAGCAAUGAUGGAAUUCAAGGCUCCCUUCUGGGUCGAUCGCGGGUUCUGCGGUCUCGCGCAAUCCUUCAUCGGUCCUGCCGGCGUUAUCCGCGAUAGCUCUAUACCCCAAGACCACAAGUUCGUCCUCACAUGCUUCAUGGGUGGAGAGCCAGGGCGGGCAUGGGCUUCUCUCCCCACCGCAGAACGAGAGAAAACCCUACUAGCCCAGAUCAGCAAGUUAUACGGAGCCGAUGCGGAAAGCCAGUUCGUGCGCAUGACGGCGUACGAAUGGCCGAAUGAUGAGUUUGCUGGGUUUGGAUGUCCCUGUACUUCGCUUCCACCUGGCGUAUUGGACUCGCUGGGUGGUGAUGCGUUGAGGGCGCCGGCUGGGAAUGUGCAUUUUGCGGGCACGGAGACGGCGGGCGAGUGGAAGGGGUAUAUGGAGGGGGCUGUGAGGAGUGGGGAGCGAGCUGCGGAGGAGGUUGUUAGGGAUGUUAAUGGGCCGGUUGUUGCUAGACUGUAG